Vitis riparia (riverbank grape) is the source of this 1422-nucleotide messenger RNA. RefSeq names its product serine/arginine repetitive matrix protein 5-like. The record is from RefSeq and is a predicted model, not a curated record. Bases 1 to 1422 code for a protein of 473 amino acids. The transcript is spliced from 3 exons. NCBI's taxonomy places the organism in Eukaryota, Viridiplantae, Streptophyta, Magnoliopsida, Vitales, Vitaceae.
AUGGCAGACAGGUCGGUGGAAGCAGGAGCAGGAACAGGUGUUCUUUUCACCCCAAGCCCACAAGUGCCAAGUGGAUCUGAAAUUGAGAUUCGGAGAAAGGGGAAGUUUACGGGGACGAUCAUCAGGGUCUAUAAAGCACUACCAGCAAGCAGCUUUGUCGCUGGAAAAGGCCCAAUAACUAUGUCGCAACUUGGAAGAUCACCCAGCCGUUCGCGCGGACGAUUGAGUAGCCGUUCCCGUGGAGGGUCACAGAGCCGUUCGCGUGGAGGGUCACAGAGCCGUUCGCGUGGAGGGUCACAGAGCCGUUCGCGUGGACGGUCACAGAGCCGUUCGCGGGGACGGUCACACAGCCGUUCGAGUGGAAGAUCACACAGCCGUUCGCGUGGACGGUCAGACAGCCGUUCGCGUGGACCAUCGCACAGUCGUUCGCGGGGACAAUCGCACAGCCGUUCGCGUGGACCGUCGCACAACCGUUCCCGUGGACCGUCGCACAGCCGUCCGCGUGGACGGUCUUCGACUUCUCGGCGUAAACAGUCCUCGAGUUCUCAACUUAGACCAUCGCACAGUCGUUCGCAGGGACGAUCACACAGCCGCUCACGUGGACCGUCUUCCACUUCUCGGCGUGAACAAUCCUCAAGUCUUCAACUUAAGCAAUCGUCCAGCACCCAUAGGCCAGAAAAUGCACGGUUGUCUAGCUCUCAUCAUGAACCGCCGUCAAGCUCUCGUCGUUCCAGUCCUCAGAGUAUUGGAUGUAGUGAAGAACCGUCCAGCAAGCAGCGGGUAACUAUGUUGCAACCUGGAAAAUCCUCCAAUUUUUCGCGUGAGCGGUCACGCAGUCGUUCGCAGGGACGAUCACACAGCCGUUCGCGUGUACCGUCUUUAACUUCUCGGCGUGAACAGUCAAGUUUUCAACUUAAACAAUCGUCCAGCACCCAUAGGCCAGAAAAUGCACGGUUGUCUAGUUCUCAUCAUGAACUGCUGUCAAGCUCUCGUCGUUCCUGUCCUCAGAGUAUUGGAUGUAGUGAAGAGCAGUCCAAAAAGCAGCCAGUAACCAUGUUGCAACCUGGAAAGUCCUCCAGUUUUUCGUGUGGACGGUCGCGCAGACGAUCACACAGCCGUUCACGUGGACCGUCUUCAACUUCUCGGCGUGAACAGUCCUCAAGUCUUCAACUUAGACAAUCGUCCAACACCCAUACGCCCGAAAAUGCACGGUUGUCUAGUUCUCAUCAUGAACUGCCAUCAAGCUCUGGUCAUUCCAGCCCUCGGAGUAUUGGAUGUGGUGAGAAGCCGUCCAAAACACAACAUGCACAGUCGCCUAGCAAAGAGCCUAAACAUAGACAUAGGCGGUCUUCCAUUUCCAAUUUGUUGAUUGAUUCUGCGGAGAUCGAGGUCCAAACUGAUGGUGAUAAGAAUGCACCAUAA